Pocillopora meandrina is the source of this 4153-nucleotide messenger RNA. NCBI's taxonomy places the organism in Eukaryota, Metazoa, Cnidaria, Anthozoa, Scleractinia, Pocilloporidae. The record is from the annotation of a GenBank genome assembly.
AUGGAUUUGAACCGGUCAAUAAUUCGUUCCAAGGUGAGACAAGCGUUGGAGGAGUAUAUGCAGUCGAAUACCAAUAGAUCUGCAAAUGCAGGGGAAACAGGAAGACUGGAAGGUAGUUGUAAAUUAAUUUUUUUUCAGUGUACCACCUAGCUUGCUUAUGCUUUCUUUAAAUGUAUGAACAGACGAGAGCAGAUCUCAAAUCGAAUUAUUUUAGCCGUAAACUUGUUAUUUACAGCUUCCCCACGGAACACAAGUACAAGUGCAACUAGCCAACGGCUAAACUCUGAAAUUGGACAGGUUGUAAACCGUGCCAGGGAUAUUUUAAGAAGCAAUCGAUCGUCAUUCACACGAAAUGCCAGCACGUCGUUUCAGAAUGGCGCCACUAGCGCGUAUCCUAAAAGACCCCGAUUGUCGGGGGCUUCACGUUAUGGAAAUGUUCUUCCCAAGGAUGUGGUUAAAACGGUUGUGCUCUUGGAAAAUUCUGGUUCUUCAAACGAAUAUCCUUUAAAGAAUGAUACCAUAAUGUGCUAUGCUGAGGUGGAUUUCGUCACCACAGAUGACGAACGUCUCAUGCGAAAUAAAAUCGUCGGAGCGUUGAAGACACAAAUACCUGACAUUGCACCGGAUGAUUUUGAAUUUGUUAAAGUCCUCGGCAAAAGAGUCUCUACUCCUGUUGUAGCUGAUGGCUACAACUGGGAUUUUAAGCACGUUAAAAACUUAUGUGGUCAAGGCAAAUUGUAUGUCCGUCUUAACAAACAGCAAGAACAGGAACUGGAAAACAUUUCAGACACAUUUGAAGCCAUCCCUGUGGAAAGGCCUAGUACUAUAAUAGGGGCGUGUCGUCUGUGAAAGAACCUGCCUGUCAAUCUGAGACAGAUGACGAGGUAUUUACAUGUAUUUGUGUGAUGUCAAAAGUUUUUUUGAGCUGUUAGUAUUGUCUUACUCUAAAAUUCUUAGCCAGACAUUCUAUUACAUGCUACCAAAAAACACAAACAAACAAACAAACAAACAAAACGUUAUCACACUGCAAUGCGGCCAAAAUGAGAUAUUUUGUAUGUUUUCAUCAAACUGCCAGAUCAACUGUGUCAGAUAAAUUUGGAAAUAGGGCAACAUCACUAGGACAUAACCGAGGCAAAUUUUACCAGUCAUAUAUGAAAUAACCCUUGUAAUGAGAAUAUUGCUUCAUUUUCUUUUUACCAAUGUUUUCGGAAUGGCAUAAGAUGUCUUCGUCAGAUGUUUCCACAACACGAUGAGGACUAUCUAAAAGAAAUAUACAGUGGUUCUUUAGACCUUCCAGAUGCAAUUGAUGAAGUUUUGAAGAGUGAAAAGGAGCAAGGUUAAAAGUGUUUACUUUAUUUAAAGAAGUGUGGGUUUUGCAAAAAGAAGGUAAAUGACCUUUGGAAAAAUGAUAUGCCUAUUACUGUGUUACAGUUUGAUUUUUACGGUUUGAUUUUUAAGAAAUACAAUCUCGUUCCAAGAGCCCACGUGUCUUUUGAUCAGCACGAAGACAAAGAGCUCUGGAUUAAUCGAUUUCUAGUCCAAGGUUUUAGGACUUUUUCACAGCGCAUGCGUUGGCGCUGACCAAAAGACAUGUGGGCUCUGUGAGUGAGAUUGUAAGAAAUACGCAUGAACACUUAAAUCAGUUGAAAUGUUAUCUUUCAUUUUGAGAAAUGAGGGUGGUUACACACUUUGACUGGGUUUGAUGUAGGAGUUUCCAGGGUAUUACCACAUACAUGCCCCACAGUAUCACCAUAAAGCUAAGUGAUGAUACACAGGAUGGAAGAAAGCUGAAACAUUAUUUGUCUUUUUUAGCAGUUUCUCUUGCAGAAGUACUACAAAGUUUUGCUGACAAGGUUAUUACAGGUCCUGAAAUUAAGAUCACCAUUGACCCAGAUGACCUUAUAGCUGAUACUAUUGCAUUCUACAAAAAUUCUACUGCCUUUGAUGCUUCUAAGCGUGUUAGAGUGCAGUAUAAGAGCCAGCCAGCUGUUGACACAGGUGGAAUCCGUCGUGAGUUUUUCAAUGAUGCCACAAAAGCAAUAGCAACAUUUCCAGCCUUCAAAUUAUUGGAAGGAUCAGAUCAUAGGAAACUCCCUGCCUAUAACAGCACAUCAGUUUACUCAGGACUAAUGGAGGUCCUUGGACGAUUGAUAGGGCAUGGUAUACUCCAGUCUUUCAUUAGAUUUCCUUGCUUUGCCCCUCCAGUGUACUGGUAUAUUGCGACAGGUGAUGUCCAUAAAGCUCUGUGCUAUGUUACAGUUGAUGAUGUUAGGGAUGAAGAGGCAAGAGAGUUCAUAGAGAAGGUACUACUCCAAGAACCUGCGUGUAAGAUCCUUAAUUAAUUGUAGGCAAUGUAGGCUGAAUAGGUUCUUGGUUAAAUUUUAAAUUUUUAUGACGGAACUGAAUACUGCUUCCAUUACCCACAGAAAAAUAAAUUAACUUGGGUUCCAUUUAUAAGUAUACAGUUAAGUCAAACUCCUUGUUACAGUAUUCAUCAUAAUUUUACUGUAACUCACAUGUGAGAACUUGCUUGAUCUUGCUUGGCUAAACAGGUUCUUAUAUUUUGGGUCAUCAAAAUUGGAAAUUUCUUCCAGCAGGUUCUUAAACCGCUAGGUUCUUACACACAGGUCUUUAGUUUUUAAAGUAAUGUCAAUAGUAGGAAAUACAGGGAAACAUGUUAAUCUACAGUAUAAAUUCUUUAUAUCCUAUAGUUGUCUGGUGCAACCUCACCUGAACUCCAAGAGUUAAGGCAAGACUCAAAUUUCAUUUCCUUGUGUAAUGAAUGUGGCAUCUCAACAUUGCUGUCAGUAAGUGAAACUAGCAAAUAGAAAAUAGUAACUCCUAUUUUUUUCCUUAUUAUAUUAUUUGUAUAUGUUAUCUCUUUUCAUAUCCACACUUGGAAAUGUUGACAAAAGUCAGUGUUUCCGAAUAAAUUUAAAGUUAAUUACCUGUCAAACUCAACAUGCCCUUCCCCCUUCUCUAUUCCUGUGUGACUGUAGUGGUUAAAGCAAAGACUAUCGGUAUGUUAUGACCUAUUUAUUGUUAUACAAUUUAUUGUUGUAGAAUAUAUGCCACCCUUGUUGUCCUUAUUUGUUAAUGAUUUAGAAUCUGGUUUUAAAAGUUUGGAGAGUAGCCCACCCACAAAUGGAAUUUGCGAUGAUAGAUAGUAAAGCCAUUCCAUUUGUAUUGUUAUGGUUUGCUAGGAUGACAACAGAAACCUGAUACUGCAGUCACUUCUCUUACACUAUGUACUCAACUGGAAAAAAGGGUUGCUGGACCAAUUGCGUUCUGGGCUAAAGAGUUCCAAAGUCCUACAUGCUAUUGAGAAGAAUCCAACACUGUUUGAGACUCUUUUUGUGCACAGUGCUACGAGAUUAGAUGCUACAGCUAUUAAGGAUCUCUUGAAGCCAAAGAGUCCACUUUCCUCUGAUGAACAUCGCCAAAUAUGGGGUUAUCUUUUCCAGUUUAUAGAUGAAUGCAAUGAGACAGGUAAGAAAGAUGUGAUUUUUUUCUGGGAUUUCUUGUAUUUUUUCUCUGUUUUUAAAAAAGGUAAAAGUUAAGUCUGCAUAUGAACAUAGUGGCCCCUCAGGCUGGAGCUUAUCCCUGUUUCUGUAGCAUGAAGCGACUAGCUAGGAGUAUUUUUACUCCCCCAAGGGCUCAAACCUGGACCGCUUGAUCUGGAGAUGAGUGCACUAACCAUUAGGCCAAUGCACUCCCACACUUUCUUUCUGCAUGGGUGUAUUCUCCCAUCAGAUAGGUUUUAAAGAAAUGAGUGCAAUAUUGGUCCUAUUUAGUAUCCCUUGGUUGUUUUCGUUGGCUAAGUAAAUACGCUAAAGAAAAGUUUUUAUCUUAUCUCAUCUGGUCUCAUCUUAUAUAGUUCUGAUAUAAAGUUGGUGUCAAAGACUAUAUCUCUGUUUUAACCAAUAAAACCUAAUGACCAAAAUGCUGUAAUUUUCAUUUCAAAGACUUAAGAUUGCUACUGUUUGUUAAAAUGGAGGAAAACAGAAGUCCAAUUUCCUUUGCAGAUCUGAAGUCAUUCAUGCGAUUUCUUACUGGCUGUGAGUCCAUUCCUGCAGCAGGAAUAGAGGGAGGAAAAAUCACGGUUUCAUUCAACAAGGAUGGAACAGUAUUUUCAUCUGCUUGUUUGCAUUAG